Talpa occidentalis (Iberian mole) is the source of this 1260-nucleotide messenger RNA. RefSeq names its product leucine-rich repeat-containing protein 36-like. The transcript has 8 exons. The annotation marks the transcript as partial. The record is from RefSeq and is a predicted model, not a curated record. Lineage: Eukaryota; Metazoa; Chordata; Mammalia; Eulipotyphla; Talpidae.
UUUACUCCCUUUCCCUAAAAUUUCAAACUUUUUUUAGAUGCAGGAAGUGACAAAGAGGGAGAUACCAAAUGAGAAUCACCAGGAAGAUGAAUUCAGACGGUACUCACCUCACCAAUCCACAGUCCGAUCCCCAGAAAAGAUGACUAGAGAAGGAUACCGAAUAUCUUUUUUGGACAAUAAGUCUUCAGGUUCCUCUCCGGAAAAGGACAUGAUAUCAAAACCUGAUACCUAUCACCUUACUCAUGAUGUCUCAUUGGGAAGUCUUGGUAAAAGGCCUCAAAGAAGCAAGAACUACCGAGAAUAUAGCGUAAAGCCUCCAAAUGACAUGAAGGCCACCUCAUCCCAUUCCUGUGGAGACUUACAGACUUCUCUGUCAAACUUUGACUCCAGCACUGGAAGGCUUUUGAAACUUAGUUCAGAUCUGUAUGCCACAACCCAUUUCAACAGUGACCCUGCUCUGCUGGUCAAUGUAGAGCAACAGUUAUCCACCAGCCUCAGUGACUUAACGUCAGCACAUGGUUCUUUCCCAAACAACGCUGUCCUAGAAGACUCUUUACGAACACUGCUGUUACCUUCUGGGGCUUCAGAAAGCAGAGAGAAUUCAACCCAAAGAUCAUUAAGCCCAUCAAGAAGAGGAUUCAAAAGGAAAGACAAUAUCCUUGCCACCUUGAAUCCAAAGCAUGGCUUCAGAGACGUUGCUGUCAGUGAGCCUCUCUCUAGUGACCUGGGCAGUUUGUAUGGUUUGCCAGGAAACCACAGUCCCCCGAUCUCUGCCAGAACCUCCCAUGUGGCCACUGUGCUCAGACAGCUGCUGGAGCUUGUGGAUAAGCACUGGAACGGCUCUGGCUCCCUCCUCCUCAACAAGAAGUUCCUUGGUCCUGCCCGAGAUUUGCUUCUGACUUUGGUAGUCCCUGCUCCUUCUCAGCAGUGGUGUCGCUCAUAUCCUGAAGACACAUCAAAAAUAUUCCGCAGAAGGGAAAUGGAACUGAAGGAGGCUGGGCAUCUGGUCCCUAAUGAUACGGAAAGUUUGAAGCAAAAACUGGUCAGAGUGCUGGAAGAAAACCUGAUUUUGACAGAAAAAAUCCAGCAGUUGGAAGAAGGUGCUGCCACCUCAGUUGUGAGUGGGCCCCAACCCCAUACUUAUGAUGAUCUUCUGCGGAAAAACCAACAGCUGAACAUGCAGGUAGCUUGCCUGAACCAGGAACUUGCCCAGCUGAAAAAACUGGAGGAGACAGUGGCCCUUCUCCAUGAAAGUCAGAG